Messenger RNA from Eimeria mitis, 477 nucleotides. RefSeq lists its product as uncharacterized. The transcript has 2 exons. Bases 1 to 477 code for a protein of 158 amino acids. The record is from RefSeq and is a predicted model, not a curated record. NCBI's taxonomy places the organism in Eukaryota, Apicomplexa, Conoidasida, Eucoccidiorida, Eimeriidae.
AUGGCAGCGGACAGCUCCCUGCUGCAGCUGGAGGAAGUGAUUGAAGAUGAUGCUGCAGGGGUUGUUACCUCUGCGUCGUCCAGCAGCAGCAGCGACAGCAGCAGCAGCAGCAGUAGCAGCAGCAGCAGCAGCAGCGGCCCCUCAGCUGUACUCAAUGAGGCAGCAUCGCGAUCGGCGGCGAUUGCAGCAGCAGCGCAGGCUGCAGCUCUCUCAGAGCGCUGUCGCUCUCUGUUGCCGCUGCUGAAAACUGCAGUAGAGAGCACCAGCAGCAGCAGCAGCAGCAACAGCAGCAGCAGCAGCAGCAGCAGCAGCACCAAGGAGUGCAGCAGCACAGGCAGCAAGAGCGAAGGAAGCAGGCCUGGGGGUACUCUGUUAGAGUUUGACUCGGAUGAAGAGGGCCCCGUAGUGGAGCUGGCUGAAUGUGCUGUUACUGCUGCUUCUGUGUCUCUUCUUUUUGCUGCUGUCGUUUCUCCCUAG